AUGGGUAUCGCUCAUAAAUCAUUACGUUUAACGACUCAAUGGGCAGAUCGAAAACCAACGAUAGACGAAAUAAAAAAAGAACGUGCCGCCUUAGAUCAAUGCUUACAUAGACAAUCAGAUGACAGAUCGUUAUCAGACAAAUGGGGUAUAUGCCAGGAAACGAUUGGUAAAGGUACAUCAGGUGUCGUCAAAAUAGCACACAAGUUGGAUGACUCGGGUGAGCAUUUGUACGCUGUCAAGGCAAGAGCUUAUAUUUUAGAAUUACGUAAAAAGACAAACGAGUCUUCAAAGGAUUAUAUAAAGAGACUAACGUCAGAAUACCUCAUUUCAUCCACCGUACAUCACACCAACGUUAUUCAGACCUACGACCUAUUACCUCUUAAUGACAUAUCACCUAUAUUCUGCCAAGUCAUGGAGUUUAGUGGUGGCGGAGACCUCUUUGACAUUCUUGUUGAUUCUCCGGAUGGUCUAGAGGCCCCAGAAGCAAACUGUUUUUUUAAACAGCUCAUGCGUGGGGUUGACUAUUUGCACGACAUCGGUAUAGCCCACAGAGAUUUAAAGCCAGAGAACCUACUGUUGACCGUAACCGGCUGCUUAAAGAUAUCCGACUUUGGCUCAGCUGUUUGUUUUAGAGGCACGACAAUCGAUAGUGAUGGUGAAGAAAAGAAGGACGAUUGUGAAAAGAUACACAUGGUACGUGGAUUGGUUGGAUCAGAGCCUUAUAUCGCUCCUGAAGAAUUUACACAAGAGAACUACGAUGCACGCGCAGUUGAUGUUUGGAGUUGUGGUAUUAUCUAUUUGGCACUACGUAAAGCAACUCAUCCCUGGCAGUUAGCCAAGAGUGGCGAAGACGAAGCUUAUGAUAAAUACUUGAAAUUUAGACAAUUAUUAGACGAAGAAAGAGAGAAUGCAAGAAAGGAAAGCCUCGACAUUCAAGCCAAGAAAAUAAUUUACAGAAUGUUAGACCCUCAGCCUAAGAAACGAAUUACAGCUGUAGAUGUACUAAAUAGUGAUUGGUGCGAAAAAAUUUAUUGCUGUCAGCCUAAUGAAUAG
Molecule: messenger RNA, 1053 nt
Organism: Rhizopus microsporus ATCC 52813
Lineage: Eukaryota; Fungi; Mucoromycota; Mucoromycetes; Mucorales; Rhizopodaceae
Product: Pkinase-domain-containing protein
Exons: 3
Coding region: 1-1053 (350 amino acids)
Biological process (GO): intracellular signal transduction; protein phosphorylation; intracellular monoatomic cation homeostasis
Molecular function (GO): protein serine/threonine kinase activity; ATP binding
Source: RefSeq, a predicted model, not a curated record